AUGGACGGGGACGCGCCCGCCUCCGCCGUGCUCAAGAAGGGCCACGGCGUGCCCGACGCGGAGGCAGCAGCCGGGGGCGGAGAUGGUGCCGGCAGCAAGGAGGACGGCGGCGGCGGUGGCGGCGGCUGCUGCUCGUGUUGCUGCUGUUGCUGCUGCUGCAAGCCACGAGCAGGGGCCGAGGCGAGCAGCGAAGGCAGCGCGGGCUGGUGGCGGCCCACCAUGCUGCUGCUGCUGCUCGUGCUACUGCUCGUCAUCUUCGUCCUCAUCUCGGGCAUCCUGCUCUACUACAACUAUAUCACCUACAGACCCAGACUACCACUGACAGAUGAUUUCAGCUACGAUAUACCUCCAAUUCCUACAGAAGAGCCAUGCGAGGAGGCGCCUUGCUGGUGGGGCGCGGAGUGUGAGUCGGUGGAGGGCCGCCCCCUCUGCCGGUGCCCCGAAGACUGCCCGCCGCCGCCCCCCGACGCCGCCCCCGACGCCGCCGCCGACGCCACCGUCUGCGGCAGCGAUGGCGCCACGUACGCCAGCGAGUGCCACCUGCGCGCCAAGGCGUGCGCCAACCGCGACGAGACGCGCGUCAGCCACCCCGGCCCUUGCGUUACGAAGUGUGACAGACACUGCUCAUCAGAGUGCCAGUGUAUGGAUGAAGUACCUCCAGCCUGCCGGCAUAAGCCCAUCUGUACCCCUGAUGAUAACUCGGUCUGA
Schistocerca piceifrons (Central American locust) is the source of this 708-nucleotide messenger RNA. RefSeq names its product agrin-like. NCBI's taxonomy places the organism in Eukaryota, Metazoa, Arthropoda, Insecta, Orthoptera, Acrididae. Gene Ontology annotation, biological process: anatomical structure development. The record is from RefSeq and is a predicted model, not a curated record. The coding region runs from base 1 to 708 and encodes 235 amino acids. The transcript has 6 exons. Gene Ontology annotation, molecular function: calcium ion binding; extracellular matrix binding; protein binding.